Molecule: messenger RNA, 2616 nt
Organism: Mya arenaria
Lineage: Eukaryota; Metazoa; Mollusca; Bivalvia; Myida; Myidae
Product: H(+)/Cl(-) exchange transporter 6-like
Exons: 24
Coding region: 154-2604 (816 amino acids)
Biological process (GO): transmembrane transport; chloride transport
Cellular component (GO): lysosomal membrane; intracellular membrane-bounded organelle
Molecular function (GO): voltage-gated chloride channel activity
Source: RefSeq, a predicted model, not a curated record
AAUCAGAACAUAACUGGAAUUAAAAAUGGAUAUUCUGUUUAAAGACUUAAAUGUUUUGAAUGUGAACUGAACAUUAGUGAAAUAUAAAUGCUACUUUUCACAUAGACACAGCGUGGAAUUGUUUUCGUUUUUCUCAUGUUAAGCUGAAAGAUCAUGGAGAUUGGACGAUCUUCUGUUUUGACUAAUGUCAACGAGCAUUCUAGCGUUGUACCUCGUAGCCAUAGCAGCAAUGGAAGUCGCCAUGGUGGUAGCAGCAGUGGAAGUCACCAUGAUGAUAGUAAUCUCCCCAGGAAAGACUAUGAGAGUUUGGACUACGAUAUAUGCUAUAACAAACCAUACGAAAACUACAUCGAGGCCCAGACCGCAAGUCAUUCCAUUAGCAAAAUAGAGAUUAUAAAAUGGGUGAUAACCAUCCUGAUUGGACUAUCAACUGGCAUGGUUGCAUUUUUUAUAGACACAAUUGUGAAACAGCUGAGCAAACUGAAAUUUCACACCGUGGAUCAGUCUAUCCAGCUGUGUUCCGCGGACGGGUGUUUGGUGGUAUCUCUCGUCAUCAUGGUUGUCAUCAACACGGGGUUUGUCUUCAUCGCAACAUGCCUGACAGUGUACGAGCCAGUUGCUGCAGGAUCUGGUAUUCCGGAAAUAAAAUGCUAUCUGAACGGAGUAAAAAUACCUCGAGUAGCCAGAUUCAAAUCCCUUAUUGCAAAAGCUGUAGGUGUCCUCUUCAGCGUGGCUGGAGGUUUAUUUGUCGGUAAAGAGGGACCGAUGAUUCACAGCGGCGCUAUUAUCGGGGCAGGGAUACCACAGUUCCAAAGUAUUACAUUCAAGAAGAUAAAGUCGAAGUUUGAUUUCUUUCGAACCGACAGAGACAAGAGAGAUUUCGUGGCCGGUGGAGCUGCGGCAGGUGUUGCAGCUGCAUUUGGGGCCCCGAUUGGAGGCGUGUUAUUCUCCCUGGAAGAGGGAUGCUCAUUUUGGAACCAGAAACUCACGUGGAGAACGUUUGUGUGUUCCAUGGCCGCCACCUUUACGCUCAACUUUUUCCUCAGUGGGUUAGACUCCAACAGUUGGGGACUAUUUUACUCCCCCGGCCUCAUUAACUUCGGGGUCUUUAAGUGUGCAGAUGAGAACAAGACGAAUGGAACAUGCCGACUGUGGACAGCGCUGGAUCUCUUUAUAUUCGUGCUCAUGGGCCUGAUCGGUGGCCUGCUAGGCGCCCUGUUUAACCAACUCAACAAGUGGCUUACUGUCUACAGAAUGAAACACGUGAACACCAAGCAGCCAGUGGUAAAAAUUUUAGAAUCCCUUCUAGUUGCUAUGGUGACCACAACAGUAGCAUUCGUGGCUUCAAUGAUGCUGGGCCGCUGUAAACCAAUUCCUUCCAUUAUGACAAAUACAACAAGUUCUGCAAUCGAAGAAGAUGUGCGCACAUACUUUUGCGAGGAAGGUUCUUAUAAUGACAUGGCAACGUUGUUUUUUAACUCCCAAGAGGAAGCGAUUAAACAACUCUUUCAUCAACCUGGAGAGUUUGACCUGUCAACUCUGGCGUUGUUCUUCGUGUUUUUCUUCCUACUCGCUUGUUGGACUUACGGCGUGGCGGUACCAAGUGGUUUGUUUGUUCCCAGUCUACUGUGCGGGGCUGCUUAUGGACGUUUUGUAGCUACAUUGCUUGUCAACGUUAUAGGCUACGACAGAGGAAUUUAUCUGGGAACAUUCUCUCUAAUCGGAGCUGCCGCUUUUCUCGGGGGCGUUGUCCGAAUGACUAUCAGUCUUACUGUCAUUCUGAUCGAAUCAACCAACGAGAUCAGCUACGGGCUUCCACUAAUGUUGACGUUAAUGGUGGCCAAAUGGUGUGGAGAUUUCUUCAACGAAGGCUUGUACGACAUUCACAUCCACCUGAAAGGAGUUCCUCUCUUAGAAUGGGACGUUCCAGAAGGAAUGCAUAGACUGACAGCGAAGAACGCGAUGUGUAGUGACCUUCAUUUCCUGUUUCCUCGUACUCGUGUGUCCGUGCUGCAUAGAAUUCUCAAGACGACCGCACAUAAUGCCUACCCAGUGGUCAGCGUAGUGGAUAGAGCAGAGGUGUCAGAUCUAGCUGAUAUCAGUGUCAAUGAUAUGGAAAUAAAAACUGGUUUGGACCCCACUAGCAUUGAACAGAGUGACAGUCCAAGGAUUCUCAAGUUUGAUGGGAUUAUACUUCGCUCACAACUUGUAGUCCUGCUGAAAAAUCAAAUCUUCUUUAAAGAAAACGCAUCUCCAAGCAGCCAGCCAAAGAUAUCUUACAAUGAAAUGACGUCGGAAUAUCCCCGUUAUCCUGAUGUUAUUGAUGUUGCAAACAGUCAAAUCGGUUACAACCAAUACAUUAUGGAUAUCCGCGACUACAUGAAUCCCCACCCAUACACUGUGUACCCGGAUACACCUGUCCCGCAGGUGUUUAAUCUGUUCCGUAGUAUGGGCCUCCGACACCUUCCUGUGGUUGACCAUUUUGGUCAGAUCCAAGGCAUUAUAACUCGGCAUAACCUGACCCAUGAGUUUCUUGAGGAACGACUCUCGGAAAUAAACGACAUGGAAGAUUUAAACGUGUUUGAUAGGACACGGUUCCAAUAGAACCCGGUGUAC